Molecule: messenger RNA, 2908 nt
Organism: Pocillopora verrucosa
Lineage: Eukaryota; Metazoa; Cnidaria; Anthozoa; Scleractinia; Pocilloporidae
Product: insulin-like growth factor 2 mRNA-binding protein 1
Biological process (GO): nervous system development; regulation of gene expression
Cellular component (GO): nucleus; cytoplasm; cytosol
Molecular function (GO): mRNA 3'-UTR binding
Source: RefSeq, a predicted model, not a curated record
CCGCCUGGCAGUCAACUACGUGAAUGGUUUUCCGCUUUUCCGUCGUUUUCCGUCGCCGUAAAAUAUCAGAAACAGCCUUUGUUGGGUAUAUGUUACCUUCUUGUCAGCUCUGCUGCGAACACAACACUCUAUUGUAGUGCACAAAAUAUUUUAUCGUAAGACAACUAAGCUCAACAAGUCUUGACCAAAAUAUUUUUGGCGGUGCUGCAAGAGGGGCUUCAGCUGCAUCGUGAAUCUCCAGUUUUGCGAUCUCCUCUGACCAUAGUAGAGCACAAUAGGACGUCUCUUAUCGAAAAACAACGCUGUGUCUUGGACAAUAUUAUUCUCUCUUAGCUUAACGUAUGUUCUGUGAUGGAGUACGCCGCACGUGAAGAACCACAAGGGGCUGUGGGACCCGUUUUGGAUCAAGGAGCAGCCCAGUAUUCAUACAUGGGAGAAGAUGAACUUCCAGAUGUUAGGAAUUCACAAUCUCCUGAUGGAGCAAAAGAUAAAAGGAAUGGCUCCAGAACAGGGAAACCAAGGUCAGCUCGUGGUAACAGGCAACCAAGAGACCAUGAUUAUUGCAUCAGGGUUCUUGUUCCAUCCACUAUGGUGGGAGCUAUUAUUGGUAAAGAAGGAAAGAAGAUAAAGGAUCUCACUGAUAAAACAGGAACAGACAUCACAGUGCACAAGAAAGAUGACAAGGGUCCUCCCGAAAAGGUGGUGGAGAUUGUUGGGACAGCAGAGCAGUGUACUGAAGCCAACCUUGGCAUUCACAGGACUAUGCGUGCAGAAACUGAUCCUGCAAAAAGAGGCCAAGUCAUUGAGAUGCGAAUUUUGGUUCAUAGUAGCAUUGCUGGAAGAGUGAUAGGUAGAGGUCAUUGCCACCUUAAACAUAUUACUGAAGAUGUAGAAGUUACCUCUGUUCGAGCAAAAAGGGGAGACAUCAAUCCAUUAAACCAAAUGGAUAGAGUAAUAACAAUACAGUUUCAACUGCCAACAGAGCAGCUAGCCAUAUCUGAGGAUACUAUGCUAAACCCAGAAGAAGAGGAAGCACUUUCAAAAUGUAGUCAAGCUGAACACUUAGUUAGUGUCAAAGCAUAUAGUUGCCUCAGAGAGAUCAUGUCACAGCAACAACAGCGCCCAAAUGUACAGCAACAGUUUAUGCCUCCCCAUGCACAGGGUCCUUGGCCUCAAAUGGGAGCACCCUCUUAUAGCAACCCACAGCCUACCCAUCCUUUUCCUUCAUGGUUUCAAGGAGCAUUUGGAAACGUCUUUCAGGGUUAUAUGAAUGUGGCCCAGAUGGGAGUUAAAGUUCACUUGUCAUUUCCAUCCAAGUUUGCCGGCUCCUUGAUUGGCAAAAAGGCUUCAAAUCUUCACCACAUAAAGAAUUUCAGUGGAGCUCAUAAAGUGCAUGUGUUUCCUAAAGAUCGUGAUGCACCUGAGAGAUAUGUUGAGAUCAUAGGCACUCCUUUGCAGCAGUACCUAGCUCAACACUGUGUUUAUUGUAAGCUUGCAGAGGAAGGUUACAAAACAAAUUCAGGGGAAAAUUUUGGCGAACUAAAAUUGAAAAUAGAAAUUUUCAUACCUCUCAAACCAGGAAGUAAGGAUCAGCCCAAUGUAAUAGGCAGAUUUAUUGGUAGAGAUGGCCAAAAUGUUAAAGAACUGCAAAGACAAACAGGAGUACGCAUUAAAGUUGUUUCAACUAGUGAAGAUACUGAUAGUAAUGAGGCAAUUAUAGUUAUUGAAGAAAGCUUUGCCAGUGGCCAGCGUGCUCAGAUGCAAAUUCUUGAUGCCAUAGUUCGAUGUCAAUCUCCCCCACCAAGGAGGCAACAGGUGCCUUACAGCUGAAAGUGACUCAAGGCUAGGAAAUGUGCACAUUCACUGUAUCUUUCAUAUGUUCACUCUGCUCACAGCAUCUUGUAUUCUAUUGUGAUCUGUUAUGGUGAAGCUUACCAGGUGUAUUGUUGGUAUAAGCUGCUGGUCACCAGUGAGACACUGAGCACCUUACUUCGAAAACUAAUGGAUAUGACGUAAUCAAUCUUGAACCUUUGUAGUAUUUAAUGCAAUGCCAUGUAAUCUUGAAGUCAUGUGUGCCACUAAUCAUAUGUGAAAAUACUUUUUCUCACACUUUGUGGCAAGUGUUUCAGGCAAGCUUCUUUGAUGUGUAAUUGGGAAUUUCUUCAGGAGUUAAUUUUAGGCCAUUCCACACCCCAGUCUAGAUUAAAUUCCUAUGCAUGUUUGUACCUUUUAUAGUAUUUUAACAUUUAAGUUGCUCAGGCCCUUUUUUUUUUUUUUCCUUUUUUUGCUUUAAGUAGCUUUAAGUAGAUUGCCGAUAAAGGUUGUAAUUUUUAAGGAAUAUUUUAGGCAUGCUUGCUGUUGCCUUUUCACCCUGAAAGGGGAAGUAGUUGUUUUUCCUUCAAAUGGGAUAAGUGACGGCUUCUGGUUUGUCAGCCUUUGCAAUUAGUUUCUUUGUGGGGUUUUGUCCUUGUCACUUCAUAAUUGGUUUAAUUAUUAAUUGCUCACAGAACAGCAUCAAUCCUAACACCGUGUUUAUUUCAGUCUAAGUUGGAGAUAGAUAAAAGCUUUUGUUUUUCAUACGUGGAUUUAAUUCUUAGCUUCUCCAUAUCACUGAACAGUGAACAGUCAGUUGAAAUACAUGUAUUGCUAUUGGCCUUUGCUAGCUUCUCUUAACUCAAAAGAGUUUGUCGAAAGACUGGACAGUGCUUGGGUGGGGUUAUAAUUGAAUGAUUGUAAUUUUAACUACUGUGUAGUUUAAGUGACGGUGACCCAAAGCUGGCUGAGGGACUCAACACGUGGUAGCAUUGAUACUACUCUCCUACUGUACACCAUUUUCAUGGUACUUAUCUGGGAUUAUUAUUGAUGGACCAUAUACGCCCAUAUUUUUCUCCAGAUUAAAUUAUUUUGA